This is a messenger RNA of Akanthomyces muscarius, 423 nucleotides long. RefSeq lists its product as uncharacterized. The transcript has 3 exons. Bases 1 to 423 code for a protein of 140 amino acids. Lineage: Eukaryota; Fungi; Ascomycota; Sordariomycetes; Hypocreales; Cordycipitaceae. The record is from RefSeq and is a predicted model, not a curated record.
AUGGAGCCGCUCUUUAAUUUGAAUUUUGAUAGCAUUAUUGCUGCGAUAGAGGAGAAUGGGAAGCGUUUAGCUCGGCAGGAUCCGCUCGCUCCGCUGGCCGCCUCUCAAGACGUAACAUCCGAGGAUACGGGCGGUGCCCAUGAAGGUACCUCACAGUCCGGUUCAAACGCGGUCGCAGAUGAAGUCAUCUCUAUCAUUCGCCCCGAGCUAGAUGAUUUCGCCAAACUAAUUCAAGACGAGGCACAAGCUUCAGAGAGAAGAUAUGAUGUUAUGCAGGCAUCAAUUGAAAACCUCUUGAGUAAAACGGUGCUGUGGCAGGAGCUGUUGCAGGAGCAGAUGAAAGAGCUGGUUGGGACCGUCAAGUCGCUCAAAGAAGAGGUUACCGAAUUGCAGGAAAAGGCGAAAGAACCUAGCCAGAAAUAG